Sorex fumeus (smoky shrew) is the source of this 2569-nucleotide messenger RNA. RefSeq names its product T cell immune regulator 1, ATPase H+ transporting V0 subunit a3 (gene TCIRG1). Gene Ontology annotation, biological process: vacuolar acidification; proton transmembrane transport. The record is from RefSeq and is a predicted model, not a curated record. The coding region runs from base 53 to 2521 and encodes 822 amino acids. The transcript has 20 exons. NCBI's taxonomy places the organism in Eukaryota, Metazoa, Chordata, Mammalia, Eulipotyphla, Soricidae. Gene Ontology annotation, molecular function: ATPase binding; proton-transporting ATPase activity, rotational mechanism. Gene Ontology annotation, cellular component: plasma membrane; vacuolar proton-transporting V-type ATPase, V0 domain; vacuolar proton-transporting V-type ATPase complex.
GAGCCCGGAACUCGGCGCUGAGCAACGCGGCGCGCAAGCCGCCCCGGGGACCAUGGGCUCCAUGUUCCGGAGUGAGGAAGUGGCACUGGUGCAGCUCUUCCUGCCCACGGCCUCAGCCUACACCUGCGUGAGCCAGCUGGGCGAGCUGGGCCUCGUGGAGUUCCGGGAUCUUAAUGCCUCCGUGAGUGCCUUCCAGAGACGCUUUGUGGGGGAUGUCCGGCGCUGCGAGGAACUGGAGAAGACCUUCACCUUCCUGCAGGAGGAGGUGCGGCGGGCGGGGCUGCCGCUGGCCCCACCCACGGCCGGGCUGCCCGCACCCCCGCCGCGGGACCUGCUGCGAAUCCAGGAGGACACUGACCGCCUGGCCCAGGAGCUCCGGGACGUGCGGGGCAACCAGCAGACGCUGCGCGCCCAGCUGCACCAGCUGCAGUUGCAUGCGGAGGUGCUGGGCCAAGGCCACGGCCCCACGUUGGCCGCCACCCACGUGGACGCGACCUUAGAGACCAUGCCGCUGCUCCAAACCCCCGGGGGGCCACACCAGGACCUCAGGGUCAAUUUCGUGGCAGGUGCCGUGGAGCCCCACAAGGCGGCCGCCCUGGAGCGCCUGCUCUGGAGGGCCUGUCGCGGCUUCCUCAUCGCCAGCUUCAGGGAAACCGAGCGGCCACUGGAGGACCCCGUGACGGGCGAGCAGACGACCUGGAUGACCUUCCUCAUCUCCUACUGGGGCGAGCAGAUCGGACAGAAGAUUCGCAAGAUCACAGCCUGCUUCCACUGCCACGUGUUCCCGUUCGCCGAGCAGGAGGACGCCCGCCGCCGCGGUCUGCAGCAGCUGCAGCAGCAGAGCCAGGAGCUGCAGGAGGUGCUGGGCGAGACGGAGCGCUUCCUGAGCCAGGUGCUGGGCCGCGUGCAGCAGCUGCUGCCGCCCUGGCAGACGCAGGUGCGCAAGAUGAAGGCCGUGUACCUGGUCCUCAACCAGUGCAGCGUGAGCGCCACGCACAAGUGCCUCAUCGCCGAGGGCUGGUGCGCCGCGCGGGACCUGCACGUCCUGCAGGGGGCGCUGCGGGACAGCUCGAGCGAGGAGGGUGUGAGCGCCCUGGCCCAUCGCCUCCCCUGCCGGGACAUGCCCCCCACGCUCAUCCGGACCAACCGCUUCACAGCCGGCUUCCAGGGCAUUGUGGACGCCUACGGCGUGGGCCGGUACCAGGAGGUCAACCCGGCUCCCUACACCAUCAUCACCUUCCCCUUCCUCUUUGCCGUCAUGUUCGGGGACGUGGGCCACGGGCUGCUCAUGUCGCUCUUCGCCCUGGGCAUGGUGCUGGCGGAGGACCGGCCGGCCGUGAAGAAGGCGCAGAACGAGAUCUGGAGGACCUUCUUCGGGGGCCGCUACCUGCUCCUCCUCAUGGGGCUCUUCUCCGUCUACACCGGCUUCAUCUACAACGAGUGCUUCAGCCGCGCCACCGCCAUCUUCCCCUCGGGCUGGAGCGUGGCGGCCAUGGCCAACCAGUCCGGGUGGAGUGACACGUUCCUAGCCCAGAACCCAGUGCUCAGACUGGACCCCAACAUCACCGGCGUCUUCUUGGGGCCCUACCCGUUCGGCAUCGACCCUAUCUGGAGCCUGGCUGUCAACCGCCUGAGCUUCCUCAACUCCUUCAAGAUGAAGAUGUCCGUCAUUCUGGGGGUGACCCACAUGGCCUUCGGGGUGGUCCUGGGUGUCUUCAACCACGUGCACUUCGGGCAGCGCCACCGGCUGCUGCUGGAGACGGUGCCCGAGCUGGUGUUCCUGCUCGGGCUCUUCGGCUACCUCGUCUUCCUCGUCGGCUACAAGUGGCUGAGCGUGGGGCCGGCGGACGCCGCGGGGGCCCCCAGCAUCCUCAUCCACUUCAUCAACAUGUUCCUCUUCAGCAGCAGCGCCAGCAACCGGGCGCUCUUCCGGGGCCAGUCCGCGGUGCAGUCCACGCUGGUGGUCCUGGCCCUGGCCAUGGUGCCCAUCCUGCUGCUCGGCACGCCGCUCUUCCUGUACCACCGGCACCGGCGCUCAAGGGCAAGGCCCGCUGGAGGACAGCCGGACGACAAACAGGGGCUCCUGGAUACGUCAAGCUGUGACGAGGAGCUGGCCGGGUGCCCGGGGGACCAGGACGAUGAGUUCGUGGCGUCCGAGGUGUUCAUGCACCAGGCCAUCCACACCAUCGAGUUCUGCCUCGGCUGCGUGUCCAACACGGCCUCCUACCUGCGCCUCUGGGCCCUGAGCCUGGCCCAUGCCCAGCUGUCGGAGGUGCUGUGGGCCAUGGUGAUGCGCGUGGGCCUGGGCCUGUGCCGGGAGAUGGGCGUGAGGGCCAUCGCACUGGUGCCCGUGUUCGGCGCCUUCGCGGUGCUCACGGUGGCCAUCCUGCUGGUGAUGGAGGGGCUCUCGGCCUUCCUGCACGCGCUGCGCCUGCACUGGGUGGAGUUCCAGAACAAGUUCUACUCGGGCACCGGCUACAAGCUCACCCCCUUCACCUUCGCCUUGGACGACGAUGACUAGCGCCCCCGGACCUCGCCCGCGAUGGGGCGGAAUAAAGGGGCGAAUGGG